UAAUAACAAAAAAAAAAGGAGAGGUAGAAUCUAUCAAACACCCAAAAAUUGACCGGACCCAUUUACAGAAUCUUGAAUUUAUUCCCGUUACCACUUCUCCUCCAUACACUGUGUGUUUUUGUAUGUGUUCUUCUGUGUGUUUUGAAGAAUCAAAUAAAAGAAUGGACUUUGUGGUCAAAUCCAUGAUUGCAUCUCCACUCAAGAGAGAGAAACAAACUAGAGAGAGAAAGAGAGAGAGAGAGAGAGAGGGAGUUUUUUGAUACUCAUCAUAAGCAUUACAUACAGUACAGCUGCAGCAUAUUCUAUACAAUUUCUACUUUACUUUUUCUGCUAUUAAGUAACCCUAGCUAUUAUUCCCUCUAAAUUUUCUUUAUUUAAUUACACAUUUAGUUACAUACUAACUCCUCUCUCUUGUUUUUUUUCUGGGCUCUGUGUUUACUUCCAAAACCAUGAAAGAUUCACAAGGCACAUCAGUGCUGAAAUCGUUGUACGACAAAGCACAAGAUAUAAUUUGCUGUCAUGUGUUAUUGCCAAAUACUUACAAAAGACUAGACACGAAGCUCGAACGAAAAAUGAUGGAGAUCAAGAAAAGCACUUCGGCGCACCACAUCAAUUUCAAAUCAAUCGAUAGCAUAAUCAUGAAAUUCCCUCAGUUCAGAGACGGACUGAAAGAAAUCAGACAAGUAUUCGAGAAAUAUGAUGAGGAUUCAAACGGUACUAUUGACAACGACGAGCUCAAGAAAUGCUUACACGCGUUAGAGUUCAGUGUAAAAGACGAUGAAAUCGACGAUCUUUUUCUCUACUGUGACAUGGAUGAAAAUGAAGGGAUACAAUUCAAAGAGUUCAUAGUUCUUCUCUGUCUCAAUUAUCUCCUUACGGAUUCCUCUACUAGCUCGUCUCAUGCAACACUAAAGAUGUGUUCACCGAAAAUCGAAGCAACGUUCAAUACAAUAGUCGAAGUGUUUUUAUUUCUCGAUAAAACCGGUGACGGAAAGUUGAACCGUAAAGACGUGGUCAAGGCAUUGAACGAGGCUUCUCCUAAGGAGAAAUCCCCUUCGCAUAUCACACGAACUCGAUUUAAAGAAAUGGACUGGGAUAAGAAUGGAAAAGUUAGCUUCAAAGAAUUUCUCUUCUCGUUUAUCAGUUGGGUCGGUGUCGAUUGUGACGAAGACGAAGGUAUUUAAAAAUAAACGAACUAUCUGAAAUAAUUUGAAACUAAUAAUACAUAUUUAAUAUUAUGAUUGUAGUGUUAAUUUGUAUGUAUCUUUGUUUGGUUAUUUCUCAAUAAAGUGUGUAAUUCUUAUUG
This is a messenger RNA of Erythranthe guttata (spotted monkey flower), 1306 nucleotides long. RefSeq names its product Calcium-binding EF-hand family protein. The record is from RefSeq and is a predicted model, not a curated record. Gene Ontology annotation, molecular function: calcium ion binding. NCBI's taxonomy places the organism in Eukaryota, Viridiplantae, Streptophyta, Magnoliopsida, Lamiales, Phrymaceae.